This is a messenger RNA of Camelina sativa (false flax), 2652 nucleotides long. RefSeq lists its product as uncharacterized. Lineage: Eukaryota; Viridiplantae; Streptophyta; Magnoliopsida; Brassicales; Brassicaceae. The record is from RefSeq and is a predicted model, not a curated record.
UCACAAUAUCACUAGUCCUCGAUCAAAACCAACACUAUUGCCCCCCUUUACCAAAAAAAUUAACCCUUCGGCGAUGGCGACAACAUUUGACAGCAAGAUAUCGGGUCAUCUCUUUUGCUCCUCUUCUACUUUCUCGCUGUCGAUCUUGGUAUAACUACAAGACAAAUAAGUUAUUGAGGAGUAAUGGCUCGGACAAAGAACGCAAGUGUAUCUUGUCCUCAUACAGAACCCGAGCAUAUUACUGGAGAAGAACUAGUUCUGCCUCCUCCGGUAGUGGUUUCUGAUGAGGAAACCGAAGCUCUACAACCUCCUAAGAUGUACUCCACUCCGAGUGAGUAUACAAAGCCAUUCAAGAUUACAGCAAAGUGCUAUAUACAUAAGGCAGUGGAAUUAUUACAGAGUCAUCUUAAAGAGUGGGAGUUGAAUUGGUUCACGGAUCACCCGCAGUUCAGUCACUUCUUCCACAUGCAUAGGGACCCAAAUCAUAAGCUGAUGGGUAUGUGGCUGUUAUUUCUUCGCACAACAUGUUUAGAGAAGAAGAGGGAAGUUUGGUUUAUCGUCAACGGCGUUCCGAUCCUGUAUUCUCUCAAAGAGUUUGCAAUCAUGUUAGGAUUACACUCCCAUCACUAUCCGAACUUCUAUGAAAACAGGGGCAGUAACGUAUUUGUCGGCAAGUAUUUCCCCCAGGAAGUAAGAUAAAAUAUCAAGAUGUGGAGGAAAAGUUGUUGUCAAUGAAGGAACCUUCUGAUGAUCAUCUGAGAAUGGUUGUGCUAUAUUUCUUAAGCAGUGUCAUCGUCGGAAAGGAAAAUACAGGAGAGGACGCACCCUGUGUGGAGACGUUUUUCCUUAGGGCCGUAGGGGAUCUAGAGGUUUGCAAAACAUUCCCAUGGGGGAGAUAUGCAUAUGAUGAAAAUUUGAUAAAAAUCUUCUAUUUGUUGGAAAAAUGUGGAGGAGUUGUUGGUCCACAAAAGGUCUUUCCUAGUUUUGUUACUCCCCUGAAGUUUCUAGCGUUUGACGCAAUCCCAGUUAUCAGGAACGCUUUCUGCGAGAAUGUUCAACCCACAGAUCCUCAGUGUCCUUGAAUGUGCAAGAUAAAGUUUAAACCUAGUACCAUGAAAGGUUAUCCUUUGUCGGAUGUGUAUGACAAACUCGAUACAACUAAGGAUAUUCAGAGUAUAUUAACUCCAACGGAUGAUAAGGAAAUAUUAUUGCAAAGAAUCAUGGAUGAUCAGUGUGGAUUGAAUGAUUUUGAUGAUGUAAUUGCUGAUGGUUGGAAGAAUCCUUUAGUUCAUGAGGGGAGGACUAUAUGUUUUGAAGAGCUUUAUAAUCAAGAUAUAGCCAGUCGAGCAAAUGAGGCUAAUAUGGUUACAGAAACUGUGAAUAUGGCUCCAAGAAAGGUUCGUCAAGGAAAAAAAGACAAGGGGAAGGGGAAAGUGGCUCCAAAGAAUGUAAGUAUUGAUGGAUUGGCUGAGCUUGUGUACGGGUUAAAGACAGUGGUGGAGAAUGGAUUUCAGAGUAUCAAAGAGAAGCAUGAAGAACAAGAUAAAAGACUCAAAAUUAUGGAAGCAUCAAUCCAAUCAUUCCGGCUAAGUGCUGAGGAGAAUGAGCUAAGAGGCAAAGAGGUGAAGACAAGUCAUGAUGGGAGUGGUACGGCUAGGAGUGAUGAGGAUGGUGGGGAUAAGGAGAACGAGAAUGAGAAGAUGGAAAAAGAUUGUGUUGUGUAUGGUGGUGAUAAGGAGAAUGAGGUUGGAGAAAAGGAGGAGAUGGAAAAAGAUAGUGUUGUGGAUGGUGGUGAUAAGGAGAAUGAGGUUGGAGAAAAGGAGGAGAUGGAAAAAGAGGUGGCUGAAGAUGAGGAGAUUCAGGGUGGAGAAAAGGUGAUGGAGAUUGAGAAAGAGGUGACUCAAGAUGAUGAGAUGGAGAUGGAGAUUGGAAAAGAUGAUAAGAUGGAGAUGGAGAUUGGAAAAGAUGAUGAGAUGGAGACGGAGAUUGUAGAAGAUGAUGAGGCAAGUAACAAAGAGAUGCUUAAGAUGAAAAGUGGAAAAGAAGAGGAAAAACCAAGUAAAGGAGGCGGUAAAAAGACAAAGAAGAAUGCAAAGAAGGUUGUGUAUCAAAGUCCUAUUGGGACGAGGGGGAAGGAGAAGGAGAAUGAGGAGAUGGAAAAAGAUAGUGUUGUGGAUGGUGGUGAUAAAGAGAAUGAUGAGGCAAGUAACAAAGAGAUGCUUAAGAGGAAAAGUGGAAAAGAAGAGGAAUAACCAAGUAAAGGGGCGGUAAAAUGACAAAGAAGAACGCGAAGAAGGUUGUGUAUCGAAGUCCUAUUGGGACGAGGGGGAAGGAGAAGGAGAAUGAGGAGAUGGAAAAAGAUAGUGUUAUGGAUGGUGGUGAUAAAGAGAAUGAUGAGGCAAAUAACAAAUAGAUGCUUAAGAGGAAAAGUGGAAAAAGAAGAGGAAGAACCAAGUAAAGGGGGCGGUAAAAAGACAAAGAAGAAUGCGAAUAAGGUUGUGUAUCGAAGUCCUAUUCGGAUGAGGGGGAAUAGGAAUGUUACCAAACUUGUGUAUGCUGCUGGUUCUAUGUGAUUGUUUCAAGUGAGUUAUUGUAGUGGCUAUUGCAUGUACACAAGGAUACUUAUCGAAAUCAAAACGGCGGCAAGAGCAA